Aphanomyces astaci is the source of this 1864-nucleotide messenger RNA. RefSeq lists its product as hypothetical. Gene Ontology annotation, biological process: vesicle transport along actin filament; actin filament organization. Bases 1 to 1680 code for a protein of 559 amino acids. Gene Ontology annotation, molecular function: ATP binding; phosphatidylinositol binding; actin filament binding. Gene Ontology annotation, cellular component: myosin complex; cytoplasm; actin cytoskeleton. Lineage: Eukaryota; Oomycota; Saprolegniomycetes; Saprolegniales; Verrucalvaceae. The transcript is spliced from 3 exons. The record is from RefSeq and is a predicted model, not a curated record.
AUGGCCGCAGCGUUUGGGGAGACGUCCAUGGGCGCCCUCGUGUGGGUGCCGCAUGCCGUCGAGGUAUGGAAGAAAGCACAGAUCAUUCAGAAGUUGUCCGAGACACAAGUGGAAGUGCGCUUUGUGUCUGACGGCGUCGAGUACGACCCUGAGGACGGCAAGAUCAAGACGUACGACUUGCGGUGCGCCGGCGUCAUCGCCGCCAUCCGCAUCAGUCGCGCGGCGUUCCCGAACCGGCUCUCCCUCGUCGAGUUUGCCAAACGGUUUGACGUGAUCUGUCCGUCCAAGUUGAGGCAUGCCGCCCCGGCCGUGAUGGUCAUGGGGUUGCUGGAAAAGUUGCUAGGGAAAACCACUGACUCGACUCAAAACGCCAAGUUUGCCAUCGGCAAGUCCAAAGUGUACUUUAGCUCGGGGCUGUUGCAGCAUUUGGAAGACCAACGGGCCGUCGUAUUGCGCACCCAAGCCACCAUCAUCCAAGCGCACAUGCGCGGAUAUGCCAAGCGAAAGCAGUUCCUAGCACACAAGGCCGCCGCCGUCUUGGUCCAGUCGGUGGUCCGCAUGCACACGUCCCAUCGGCAAUUCCGCGUUAUGAAGGCGGGCACGGUGCUGCUGCAGACGCGGGUUCGCGGCUGGGUCGCUCGGCGCAAGUUCCGCGUGGCACUGGCCAAAGACCGGCAACGAAAGGCCGAGUUGAAGCGGGCCGCCGAAGCGAAAGCUCGUGCUGAAGCUAAAGCUCGCGCCGACGCCGAGGCGGCCGCUGCUGCAGCCGCGCGGGCGCAAGAGGACAAAGAAAAGGCCCGGGCACUGCAUCAUCAGACUGAAACAUCGUCGCAUUAUGACCACUCAAACCAAGCCGACGACGACGAACCCGUGGACACGAGCUCCGAAGGUAGCGACGGAGAUCGCCUGUCGGCUGGAUCCCAGAGCAUCUUGGCGUCGGCAGCGGCUCGCGUGGCCGAGGCAGAAGCAGCGGCAGUGGAAGCGCAAAAGGCCGCGAUGGCGGCGCUGACCCAUAACCGCGUGAUCCAGGCAGAAAACGAAGCGCUUCGAGCCAAGAUGGCGGCGUACGUAGCGGAACACGCGGACGCCGAGUUGCUCCGGGAGAAUGAACGGCUCAAGCACCAGGUGCUAACGUUGCAGAGCAAGUUGGUGCGAGCGCAGGAAGUGUCUUUGAUUUCCGCCAAGGUCGUGGACAGCCGACUGACGUUCCGCGAGGGCCGCCAGUUUGUCGAGUACAAGCUCCAGAUUGAAACCAACAACCGCGGCACGUUGUUUGUGUGGCACCGGUACAGUACGUUCCGAAACCUGGCCACGACACUGCAGACCAAGAACGGAUACCGCCGCAAAGACAUUCCGGACCUGCCCAACAAGCAACUGUUUGGGUCGCUUUUGUCGGAUAGAUCGAUCCAAGAACGAAUGGACAAGCUCAACCAGUUCCUUGAAGCCGCCACCAUGACAGACUACCUCCAGUGGGGUAUCCGCGUCGACCAAGACACGUGCGUGUACAAGCGGCGCACGCGGAGCUCGUCCGGCGCCGAUGGCCGCGACUCCAUGUCCCUCCGCGCCACUGACAUCCGGGAGAGCAUGGUCGUGUCAGCGUCGGACGUGCCGUCGCCGCGGGAUUCGUCGCGGCAGUCCAUGUCGUUGCGGGAAUCCCUCUUUGGCCGUCGCAAGUCGUAAACGUUUCUGCCGUUGUUGCCGCUUAACCUACUACUAUAUAAACAACCACACCAUACAUACUAGUGACGAAGCAAGCAGCAUGGACACAAGAAGCGGGAACGUUGACUUCCAAGGGGGUAAUAUUAGUAAUACACUUUACAGUUAGUAUGCAAACAUGAAUUCGAGCAACGUUAAUACACUUUGC